Messenger RNA from Lachancea nothofagi CBS 11611, 1545 nucleotides. The record is from the annotation of a GenBank genome assembly. Lineage: Eukaryota; Fungi; Ascomycota; Saccharomycetes; Saccharomycetales; Saccharomycetaceae.
AUGGCUACGCUAGUCCCACCACCUUCUAAGAAGCAGAAAAAGCAGGCGCAGCAAGUCCGCGAAGUGGAGUUGAUCCCGGCCGAUCUGCCUCAUGUUUUGGUUAAAUUUCAAGCGUUCGAUACAGGCGAAAACGUCGGAGGAUCAUUGCGAGUGCAUGGUGGCACAACAGAGCAGCAGCUCGAGCAGCUUCUAAAUCAGUUACAGGGAGAGUCCGAUGAACCGAUUCCCUAUACUUUCAGCUGUCUGGUUGGCACGGAAAAGGGCCAAGUAGAACAAUUGGUGGAUAUCAAGGAUAACAUCUACAGCUCCAUUUUGAAGCCAGGCCAUAAAACCACCGAAGACUUCAUCACCAUAGUGUAUACGCCGCGUGCAGUUUUCAAAGUUCGUCCAGUCACCAGAAGCUCAUCAGCUAUCGCGGGGCAUGGAUCUACAAUCUUGUGUUCUGCGUUUGCGCCAAACACCAGCGCCAGGAUGGUCACAGGUUCCGGGGACAACACUGCCAGAAUCUGGGAUUGCAAUACCAACACUCCUAUGCACACACUCAAGGGCCACUUCAACUGGGUUCUCUGUGUGGAAUGGUCUCCAGACGGCGAAAUGAUCGCUACUGGAUCUAUGGAUAACACCAUCAGACUUUGGGAAGCUCGCAAGGGCGAGAGCUGUGGUGACGCUCUUAAAGGACAUGGAAAAUGGAUUACCUCUUUGGCGUGGGAGCCAAUACAUUUGGUCACGCCUGGUCAAAAGCCAAGGCUGGCAUCCGCCUCCAAGGACGGCACCAUCAAGAUCUGGGAUACUACAAGUCGCUUGUGCUUAAUGACAUUGAGCGGUCACACUAACUCCGUGUCAUGCGUCAAGUGGGGUGGUCGCAAUGUGAUAUACAGUGGUUCUCAUGAUAAAACAAUCAGAGCCUGGGACAUGAACGCUUCUGGGAAGUGUAUUAACAUUCUCAAAUCACACGCACAUUGGAUCAAUCAUUUAUCGCUCUCCACAGACUAUGCUCUUAGAGUUGGUGCUUUUGACCAUACAGGGCAAAAACCAUCUUCUCCACUGGAGGCGCAACAGAAAGCUCUGCAGAACUACGAGAAGAUCGCCAAGAAAAAUGGCCAACUUGAGGAACUCAUGGUUACAGCCAGUGACGAUUUCACUAUGUAUCUAUGGGAUCCAUUAAAGUCAACGAAACCCAUUACACGUAUGACGGGGCACCAGAAAUUAGUAAAUCAUGUCGCAUUUUCGCCCGAUGGAAGAUAUAUAGUUUCCGCAUCCUUCGACAACUCCAUAAAAUUAUGGGAUGGCCGGAACGGAAACUUUGUAACCACAUUCCGUGGGCACGUCGCGAGCGUAUACCAAGUCGCCUGGUCAUCUGAUUGUAGGUUGCUAGUUUCCUGCUCUAAGGACACCACUUUAAAAGUUUGGGAUAUUAGAACUAGAAAACUAUCUGUUGAUCUACCAGGACAUAAUGACGAGGUAUAUACGGUAGACUGGAGUAUCGACGGAAAACGCGUGUGCAGCGCUGGUAAGGACAAAAUGGUUCGCAUUUGGACGCACUAA